Molecule: messenger RNA, 2794 nt
Organism: Lepus europaeus (European hare)
Lineage: Eukaryota; Metazoa; Chordata; Mammalia; Lagomorpha; Leporidae
Gene: ZNF692
Product: zinc finger protein 692
Exons: 12
Coding region: 132-1637 (501 amino acids)
Biological process (GO): regulation of transcription by RNA polymerase II
Cellular component (GO): kinetochore; chromosome
Molecular function (GO): chromatin insulator sequence binding
Source: RefSeq, a predicted model, not a curated record
GCGCCGCGCGCGCGAGGGUCCGCGGGUCGGUGUCCUGACCGUGAUCUCGCGCCCGGCUCGCCGUCCCCCGGCGUCAGGACAACUGGUGGCCUCCCAGGGGCCGGGCCCCCGCCCCGCAGGUCCCGGCGCCCAUGGCGUCUCCCUCGGGGGCGGACGCCAGCCGCAGGCGGCGGGAGCAGCGGCGGCAGCUGGACGCGCGCCGCAGCAAGUGCCGCAUCCGGCUGGGCGGCCACAUGGAGCGGUGGUGCCUGCUCAAGGAGCGGCUGGGCUUCGCGCUGCAUUCGCAGCUCGCCAAGUUCCUGCUGGACCGGUACACCUCCUCAGGCUGCAUCCUCUGUGCAGGUCCUGAGCCAGUGCCCCCCAAGGGUCUGCAGUAUCUGGUGCUCUUGUCGCACGCCCACAGCCGCGAGUGCAGCUUGGUGCCCGGCCUUCGGGGGCCUGGGGGUGACGACGGGGGGCUUGUGUGGGAGUGCUCAGCAGGCCACACCUUCUCCUGGGGACCCUCUUUGGGCCCUUCACCUCCAGAGGAGCCCAAGCCAGCGCCCCUCGCACGCACUGCCCAGAGCAGCUGGUGUCCUGCGGCCAGGAGCAGGCGGCAGCCUGAAGACUGGGAACCCGAGCAUGAAGAGCGGACUCAAGAGGCGGGGCUGCCCAGGCAGGGAGAGCAGCAGGGCGAGGAGGAAGAGGACGGCGAGGAGGAAGAGGAGAUGCUGAGUGAUGCCAGCCCCUGGACCUACAGCUCCACAGAUGACAGCGACCCAGAUGCCCCCAGACCACGCCCCUCCCCUGCCACCCUCACGCCGGGUGAGGAGGAGGCACCCCCAGCCCCUGCAGCGCCCCCUGCUCCUGCUACGCUCUCUUCACCAGCAUCCCCCCUGGGUUCCGGAGCUCCUGUGCCGUCAGAAGUCAGGGUGCAGCUGGAGCAUGACGGGGCCCCUCGAGCAGCCCAGCAGAGCGAGCCCCUGGCCAGCCCUGGAAGCCAGGCCCCAUCUGCUCGGAGCCCAGCCUGGGAUGAGGACACUGCACAGAUCGGUCCCAAGAGAAUCAGGAAAGCUGCCAGGAGGGAGCUGAUGCCUUGUGACUUCCCUGGCUGUGGAAAGAUCUUCUCCAACCGGCAGUAUCUGAAUCACCACAAGAAAUACCAGCACAUCCAGCAGAAGUCCUUCUCCUGCCCGGAGCCGGCCUGCGGGAAGUCCUUCAACUUCAAGAAGCACCUCAAGGAGCACGUGAAGCUGCACAGCGACACCCGGGACUACAUCUGUGAGUUCUGUGCCCGGUCUUUCCGAACCAGCAGCAACCUGGUCAUCCACAGACGCAUCCACACAGGAGAGAAGCCCCUGCAGUGUGAGAUCUGCGGGUUCACCUGCCGCCAAAAGGCCUCCCUCAACUGGCACCGGCGCAAGCAUGCGGAGACGGCAGCCGCCUUGCGCUUCCCCUGUGAGUUCUGCGGCAAGCGCUUUGAGAAGCCGGACAGUGUCGCAGCGCACCGCAGCAAAAGUCACCCGGCCCUGCUCCUGGCCCCACCAGAGUCAUCUGGGCCCGAGGAACCCUGCCCCAGCCACUCUGCCCCCGAGCCCCUGGGUGCCACCAGAGGGCCCAGGCCCCCUCAGGCUCCAACCCUGCUCCCCCAGCAAUGAGCUGUCCCCUCAACUGGGGAGCCAGACCCCCAGGUUGGAAAAGGAUCCAGGAGGAGAGGGGCCAGAAGAGAAUGCCAGGUGCCUGGGCCCUGGGACCACAGUGGCCGGGAACCCAGGGCAGCUUGGUCUUGGACAAGGACAGAAUAAACCGCGUUGUUCCUGGGCACGUGUGGCCAACCGGGUUGUUUUGGCACCUGAGGUGCAGGCCCUUUUCCACGCUUGCCCUGCCCCAAGGGCCAGGUUUCCGACGCACGCUGGCACUUUCCAGUGCGACCGUGAGGAGGGUGCUGGUUGCCCAGGGGGACGCCGAGCAGGAGGAGGCAUGCAAUCUGGGGCUGCAUUGUACUGGCCAUCAGCUUCUCACGGCACGGAAGCAAGGAGUCCUGCGUGCAAGAGGCUGUGCUGCCGUGGGAAGGGACAAGACCUUUAACUGCCAGAGAACCUGGCGUCUGUGGAGACGGCUGCCUGAAGGUUCAGAGGGGCUCUCGGAAUCUCAAACCCAAACAAGUCUUUAUUUCACCAGCCGUAUGCCAACGGUCACUGGACACCUGCAGGCCUCUUCCCUCCCGCCCCUCCCCUCUGGCUUGGAAACCUCUGGCACUCAUUGACAGCGGCCCACACGGUCUGGCCGGGGUCAUGGAGCAGAUAGCUCUCUGCUGACUGCAGGAGGCUGACCCCAGAGCCCCUGGGUCUGCCGGCUGCUUCCCAGAUGCUGGGGAGGAAGCAGGAUGACCAGGUGAGAUCAAGAGGCUGGUGAGACGGACUGCGGCACAUCUGCUGGACACCUGAGGAGGUGGGCACAGCACAGGCACGGGAAAGGGGAGGUGGAGACAGGCUGAAAUUAGGAAAGGCCCGGGGAGAUAGAGAGGGCAGGCAGGAAAGCCGGAAGCAAACAGUGCAGGGUGGCAGCAGGGGAUGCACUCGGACCCUGACUCCCUGCACCCACACCCCCUUGAGAGAAGCCAAGAACGUAAGGACCGGGUGGGCGCAGAACUGCCGGGGAGGGAGGUGCAGAGGCAGGAGAGCCCAGGGAAGGGCCACCUGUGGAGUCCCUUCCCAAGCCUGCAGCUGCCUGCAGUUGUCCUGGCCUCCCUGUGGCCUCAGCAAGUCCCCCUCCAUGGGGACGCAAAGAGCCCUGGCUUUUCCUGUAGGGCUGG